This is a messenger RNA of Felis catus (domestic cat), 1607 nucleotides long. RefSeq names its product FKBP prolyl isomerase 1A (gene FKBP1A). Gene Ontology annotation, molecular function: peptidyl-prolyl cis-trans isomerase activity. The record is from RefSeq and is a predicted model, not a curated record. The transcript is spliced from 5 exons. Bases 105 to 431 code for a protein of 108 amino acids. NCBI's taxonomy places the organism in Eukaryota, Metazoa, Chordata, Mammalia, Carnivora, Felidae.
AGAGCCGGGGAGCUGCCGCCAGGUCCGCUGUGGGUCCACGCCGCCCGCCGCGCCGCCCGCCCGCCAGCCCAGCGUCCCCAGCCGCCGCCGCCGUCGCCGCCGCCAUGGGAGUGCAGGUGGAGACCAUCUCCCCCGGAGACGGGCGCACCUUCCCGAAGCGCGGCCAGACCUGCGUGGUGCACUACACGGGGAUGCUUGAAGAUGGAAAGAAAUUUGAUUCCUCCCGGGACAGAAACAAGCCCUUUAAGUUUAUGCUAGGCAAGCAGGAGGUGAUCCGAGGCUGGGAAGAAGGGGUUGCCCAGAUGAGUGUGGGUCAGAGAGCCAAACUGACCAUCUCCCCAGACUACGCCUACGGUGCCACCGGCCACCCAGGCAUCAUCCCACCGAAUGCCACCCUCGUCUUUGACGUGGAGCUUCUGAAACUGGAAUGACAGGGACAGCCCCCCUCGAGCCCCCUGCGCCCCGUUCUUGGAUGUGCCGUGGAGGGAUGUGGCGCCUCCAGAUGCGCACACGCGAAUCCGUAUGGAGCUUCUCCUGAUGUUCCACUACACUCUUUGUAUAAACAUCGACCCCGACUGAAUGUGUUGUCACCCGGCUUCGCUCUUUCCCUUUCUCCUCGUAUGUGUGUUGACCUAAACUAUAUGCCAUAAACCUCAAGUUACUCAUUUUAUUUCGUUUUCGUUUUGGGGUGAAGGUUCAGUUUCAGUCUUUUGGAUCUAGGUUUCCACUUAAGUAUUAGUCAAGUAUUAACAGCACAAGUAAUGGGUUAAUUUUAGAAUAGGAAUUGGUGGGGGUGGGGGGGGGUUGCAAGAAUCUUUAUUUUAUUUUAUUUUUUUUUUUUGGAUGAAAUUUUUAUCUAUUAUAUAUUAAACAUUCUUGCUGCUGCGCUGCAAAGCCAUAGCAGAUUUGAGGCGCUGUCGAGGGCCGAAUUAUCUCCAAGUUGAGAGAUGUCCUUGGGUUGAAUUAAAAGCCCUACCCAAAACUGAAAUGGGGAGGGGGAGGAGAGCCUUUGCCUCCACUGCCCUGCCCCACCCUCCCCUUAAACCCUCUGCCUUUUGGAAGCAGAUGGUUCUCACUGCGAUGUUGGACACUACAGGUAUCUGUCCCCAGGCCAGCAGGGACCUCUGAAGCCUUCUUCGUGGCCUGGCUUCCCCCCCCCCCCCCGUCCCCCCUGCCCCUCCAUCCUGUGGUUUUUCUAACGGAUAUUCAGGACUUUUGUAAUCUCAUAGCUAUCCAAGCUCCACUUCCUAAAUUUUAAGAAACUUUAAUCGAAAGUUUAAAUUGAAGGUGCUGUUUGUAGACACUUAACACCCGAUGAAAGCCCAGCCAUCAUGACAAACCCUUGAGUGUUGUCUUGAGAAAAAUGAUGCUGGUCAUCACAGCUUCAGCAUCUCCUGGUUUUUGAUGUGCAGCAUUGAUGUUCAGCUCCCCCUGCUGAUCUCAGAGUUUCCUGCCUUUUCCUCCCCCCUCUCACCCCUUUGCUGUCCUGUGUAGUGAUUUGGUGAGAGAAAUUAUUGCUGCCUAUCCCCCACCCCCACCUCCCUGCACUAUGUAUAAGUUUCAAGUUUUAUUAUUGCAAUAAAAGUGCUUUAUGCUGGCUUUUCUCA